AGACAUAUUUGCAAAAGCAACAAAUACAUCUGAUCUAAAUGAUGCAUUCACCAUCAAAAAAAUUUUGAUGAUGAGACAAGUUUGCAAGAUUACUUUGAAAACUUGUCUAAGUCAACAAAUGGAAUUUAUAACAGAUAUCUCAAAACAAUGUUUUGUUCGUAAUAGAAUUAAAGAAAACUGGUGGCAACUUUCGAGUGGUGAUCUACACAGUUUUUACAAUAAGCAAUGGUUAGAAUCAAUUGAAAAUUUGAUGAUGAUGAUUAAUAAACAACGGCAUAACAUUAACAUCGGACUAGUAUGGAGAGAUCUAUUACUUUCUAAAGGUGUUACUGAUAAAAUUUGUUACUUGAAAUAG
Messenger RNA from Entrophospora candida, 355 nucleotides. The record is from the annotation of a GenBank genome assembly. NCBI's taxonomy places the organism in Eukaryota, Fungi, Glomeromycota, Glomeromycetes, Entrophosporales, Entrophosporaceae.